AUGGCCUUGCCUAAAGGCAAUGGUGGGAUUCAGUUGUUUGGGCACAGAAAAUCCCCCUGUGCCCUAAAGGAGCAAAUGUCCAACAGCAGCUCCUUCAAUGAGUUCCUCCUCCGGGCAUUUGCGGACUCACGGGAGCUGCAGCUCUUGCACUUCUCGCUCUUCCUUGGUGUCUACCUGGCUGCCCUCCUAGGCAAUGGUCUCAUCAUCACAGCCAUAGCCUGCGACCACCAUCUCCACACCCCCAUACCCCUGCACUAUGGGACCCUCAUGGGCAGCAGAGCUUGUGUCAAAAUGGCAGCAGCUGCCUGGGGCACUGGUUUUCUCUAUGCUCUCCUGCACACUGCUAACACAUUUUCAAUACCACUCUGCCAAGGCAACACAGUGGACCAGUUCUUCUGUGAAAUCCCCCAGAUCCUCAAGCUCUCCUGUGCAGACGCCUACCUCAGGGAAGUUGGACUUAUUGUGGUUAGUGUUUUUUUAAUUUUUGGGUGUUUCGUUUUCAUUGUGGUGUCCUACGUGCAGAUCUUCACAGUUGUGCUGAGGAUCCCCUCUGAGCAGGGCCGGCACAAAGCCUUUUCCAUGUGCCUCCCGCACCUGGCCGUGGUCUCCCUGUUUGUCGGCACUCUCACAUUUGCCUACCUGAAGCCCCCCUCCAUCUCCUCGCCAGCUCUGGAACUGGUGGUGACUGUUCUGUAUUCGAUGGUGCCUCCA
Messenger RNA from Dromaius novaehollandiae (emu), 711 nucleotides. RefSeq names its product olfactory receptor 14A16-like. The transcript is spliced from 3 exons. Gene Ontology annotation, cellular component: membrane. Gene Ontology annotation, biological process: G protein-coupled receptor signaling pathway. Gene Ontology annotation, molecular function: olfactory receptor activity; odorant binding. Lineage: Eukaryota; Metazoa; Chordata; Aves; Casuariiformes; Dromaiidae. The annotation marks the transcript as partial. The record is from RefSeq and is a predicted model, not a curated record.